Erigeron canadensis is the source of this 3261-nucleotide messenger RNA. Its product is annotated as WD repeat-containing protein 44. NCBI's taxonomy places the organism in Eukaryota, Viridiplantae, Streptophyta, Magnoliopsida, Asterales, Asteraceae. The transcript is spliced from 7 exons. The record is from RefSeq and is a predicted model, not a curated record. Gene Ontology annotation, molecular function: protein binding. The coding region runs from base 128 to 3118 and encodes 996 amino acids.
CUCAACAACCAAAACCACCAACUUUCCCUAAAACAACAAAAAAGAAAGAAAGACAACUUUUGAACCUGAAUUUGAUACAUACAAAGGUGGGUAUGUUGGGAUUUUGUUAUCCAGGAUAUGCAUGAAAAUGGAGAGAAGAACAGUGACGCUAAAAUGGGAUCAUUUGGAUGAAUUUGACGAUGACGACGAUGAUGAAUUCUUUGAAAGCACCAACCGUAUGUCUGUGGUUGUCCCUCUUGACAUGACUUUAUCUGAACUCGACGAUGACGACAACGACCAAGAAUUUAAUGACCCCCGGGUGUCUUUUUCCCAGAACCUCCCUUCAAAUUUGAUUAGGGAACCGCAAAAAGCUAUGGUUGUUAAUCCAGCCUCCACGUCUCAAUAUGAUAUGUGGAUGGUCGCUCCUGGAUCCAUUACUGACCGGCGAAGAAAGCUUCUACAGGGCAUGGGGUUGAAUAGCAAUAAAGAUUUUGCAAGGCUAUCUAGCACAACUAACAACAAACUUAGCAAAGCGUCUCCAAAAAUAUUGGUUUCAACAAAACCUGCCGUUACUUCUCUAGACACGAACAUUAUUAACGAUAAAACAAAAGCAGGUUCAGUGGUAAAAGAUUCUUCACCUCGUUUAAAGGCAUCAGAACAGGUCAAGCAUAAGCAGUCGGAGUCACAGCCACAAGCUCAGACUCAGGCUAAAGCGCAGGCCCAGUCUGAACCCCAGGAACAUGCUAAAGCUGAGCCUCAACCUCAGCCUCAGGUUAUAUCCCAGCCAAACCAACAGCCUGAGUCGCAGCCUGAAUCUGAACCACAACCUCAAUCGCAGCCGCAAGCUCAGGAUCAAUAUCAGGCUCAAGCUCAGACUUCUACCUUACCCCUGUUGUUAAUUCGUUCUAGGUCCGACAGUGAUAUAGAAACUAGUUCCUUCAAUACAAAAAGACGAAAACAGGAAUUGAUUGGUUUGAUAUCAAAACAAUGCCUUACAAGAACAUCAUCCGAAAUGGUAGCAGCAUCUGUUGGAUUAUCAUGUCAGUAUGCCAACAUUCUUAGAGUUUACAACCCCAGUAACGAGCAACGGAGAAACUCUUCUACAUCUACAACCAAAAUCAAAAACAAUGCCAACAACGCGAGCUCAAGUGCACAAUUGGAUUCUUUCUUCUUGAUCAAGAAUCUAGAUACUGGAAAGGAAUUUGUGGUUAAAGAGUUCAAUGACGAAGGAAUGUGGAAUAAGGUGAAUGAUCUACAAACCGGGAAGCAACUCACAAUGGACGAAUUUGAAAAAACAGUUGGGCAUUCACCUGUUGUGAAGGAACUGAUGCGUCGAACUAGUCACAAGAAAGGCAAUGCAAACAGUAAAUUCGCCAUGACCAACUCGUAUGUUAGCAAGAGCUUUAGAUAUAGCAAGAAAAAAGGAGCAGCAAUUUUGAAGAACAUAAAGGGAUCAAUGAGAAUAUCAAGAACAGAAAAAGAAAAGGAUGACAGUGUAACGGCUAAUACUUCAUCAGCAUCGUCUUCUCAAACCAAUGAAGCUCAAAAGGCCAAAGGAGAUCAAACCACUAAAGGAGAUCAAAAGACCAAAGGGGAACAAAAAAUGAAAGGGGAUCAAAACACCAACGAAGAUAAAAAGGCCAAUGGAGAACAAAAAAUGAGUGGAGAACCAAAAACAUCUACCAACAAGAACUCAAACUCAGAAUGGGUGAAAGCUAAAGCUCAUGGUAAACCCUUGAAGGAGUUCUCAGCAUUGCAUCAAUGUCAAGAAAUCCAGGCUCAUGAUGGAUCAAUUUGGACCAUGAAAUUUAACUUUGAUGGUCACUAUUUGGCUUCUGGUGGCGAAGAUAAGGUUAUCCGUGUCUGGGAAGUUCAAGAAUGUGACGUUAUGUCAAUGCGGUCAGGAGACGACAACAAGGGUUUAAGUACUCCUGAAAACAGGCCGCCCUUACCAGACAAUUCUGUGACGACCUCAGACAAGAAGAAAAGGUCAAAGAACAAUAAAAAGAAAUCAGGGGUUCCUGAAUACGUGAAGGUACCCGAAAUUAUGUUUGGGUUAUCAGAAAAACCUGUCUGCACAUUAGAAGGUCACCAAGAUGAUAUCUUAGACCUAUCUUGGUCGAAAUCUCAGCUCCUGCUUUCAUCUUCAAUGGACAAAACCGUUAGGCUAUGGGAUGUUGAAACCAAAAACUGUUUAAAACAAUUUGCUCAUAGUGAUUACGUUACUUGUAUACAGUUCAAUCCAAAAGACGAAAAUUACUUCAUAAGCGGUUCAUUAGAUAAAAAGGUUAGAAUAUGGAGCAUACCAAGUCGGAAAGUUGUAGAUUGGAGUGAUCUUCAUGACAUGUUAACUGCCAUAUGUUAUUAUCCUGAUGGAGAGGGUGCCAUUGUUGGAUUACACAAAGGCGACUGCAAGUCAUAUAAUACUACUGACUGCAAGCUCGAGCAGAAGGAUCAAAUUGAGUUGCAUACUAAACCAAAAGCAGACCCAAAAAAGAUAACAGGUUUCCAGUUUUCUCCAUCAAACCCAUCUGAGGUGCUAGUUACUUCUGCUGAUUCUCGUGUUAGAAUUUUGGACGGGUCACAUGUCAUCGAUAAACUUAUAGGUUACAAAAAUACUAGCAGUCAAUUUAUAGCUCAAUACAGCACAGAUGGGAACUACAUAGUUUGUGCUAGUGAAGAUUCACAAGUAUACAUAUGGAAGCAUGAAAAACCAAAAAAUAAUGGUGCUGCUAAACCUAAAUAUGUGACCACUACUUCUUAUGAACACUUCUCAUGCACAGAAGUUACAGUCGCACUACCUUGGCAAGGAAGUGGCAAAAGGUCCGGCCCACUUCCUGUAGACAAUAAUGGGAAGACUAAGAAGUCUAAGUUACCACCAGUUCCUAAAAAGGACACAGAAAAAGGUACAAAUGAAGACUCGGAAGAGCCUUCUAAUUCUGACACAGGUGCCAGUGAGUCUGGUGAUGGUUCAUUACAGUCGGAUAGAGGUAACAACACCACGGCUGCUGGUAACAACAAUGUCCAGUCAACGGCAUGGGGGUUAGUGAUUGUGACGGCGGGAGUGGGUGGUGAGAUUAAGGUUUACCAGAAUGUCGGAUUGCCAGUUAAGGUUGGCUAUCAAACAAAUCUGUUUUAAGACCUCAUAUAAUUCAAACAUUUAGUACAUCUAAUGUUUAUAAAAUAUGAAGGUCUUGAUGUACAAUUGUAGAGCACUACAUACACUAAAAUGUGUACAAUAGUUUGUCAAUAGUUCAGUAACUUGUAGAAGUUGAUCAAUUC